GUGGAUGUCAGACCAGCAGUCAGACAGACCCGCUACCAGACCCGCUACUAGACCCGAUACCCGCCUCUACAGUCCCCUGGACGCGGCAGGAGGAUCCGACCCGACGGACGGAGCUUGAUCUCGGCGUAAACGUGACCAGGCACGAUGUUGGACGUGGAGGGUGUUAUUAACAGCGGCGUGGAUGGUUAGCCGCUGGUUAGCCGCUGGUUAGCCGCUGGUUAGCCCACUAGUUAGCCGCUGGUUAGCCCACUAGUUAGCCCACUUCGUGCACACCUGACCUGCUCCAAGUUGACCUCCCAGCCCGACUCAGGACAGACAUGGACAACAAGGAGAAAGUCCAGCUGAGGCAUCACCCUCGCAGACCGAUGAAGAAGCUGAGCGAGGACAGCCUCACCAAGCAGCCGGAGGAAGUCCUCGAUGUCCUGGAGAAACUGGGGGAAGGGUCUUACGGGUGUGUGUUCAAGGCCAUUUAUAAAGAAACCGGGGAGAUUGUAGCCAUCAAACAAGUUCCUGUGGAGUCUGAUCUUCAAGAGAUCAUCAAGGAAAUCUCCAUCAUGCAGCAGUGUAACAGUCCGCAGGUAGUACGGUACUAUGGCAGCUACUUCAAAAACAGUGACCUGUGGAUUGUCAUGGAGUAUUGUGGUGCCGGAUCAGUGUCCGAUAUCAUCCGACUACGUAACAAGACGCUCACAGAGGAGGAGAUCGCAACUGUCCUGCACUCGACUCUGAAGGGUCUGGAGUAUCUGCACUUCAUGAGGAAGAUCCACCGAGACAUCAAGGCGGGAAACAUCCUGCUGAACACCGAAGGGCAGGCCAAACUGGCCGACUUCGGAGUAGCUGGACAGCUCACGGACACCAUGGCGAAGCGAAACACCGUCAUCGGUACACCAUUCUGGAUGGCUCCCGAGAUUAUUCAGGAGAUCGGCUACAACUGUGUGGCCGACAUCUGGUCGCUGGGAAUCACGGCCAUCGAGAUGGCGGAGGGCAAGCCGCCGUACGCCGACAUACACCCCAUGAGGGCCAUCUUCAUGAUUCCCACUAAUCCGCCUCCAACAUUUCGGAACCCAGAUCUGUGGUCGUCUAACUUUAAAGACUUUGUCAGCAAGUGUUUGGUGAAAAACCCGGAAGACAGAGCGACGGCGACACAGUUGUUACAGCAUCCCUUCAUCAAGUCUGCCAAGCCCAACAGCAUCCUGAGAGCCUUGAUCACUGAUGCCAUGGAGAUCAAGCUGAAGAGACAAGAGGAGGCAGAACAAAGGGAACAGGAAGCUGAAGACAAUGACAACUCGGACGAGGACGAGGUCGACCUGGGGACGAUGGUGCGGGCCGGAACCUGUGACUCCGGGACCGUCCGGGCCGCCGGCUCGUUAGCAAGUUCGCUCGGCGGGACGUUUGGGACGAUGAUAGAGCACGAGGACACGGGAACCAUGCAGUCGCAGCUUGGCACCAUGGUCAUCAACUCUGACGAUGAGGACGAGGAAGAAGCUGGCACUAUGAAAAGGAGAGACGAGACGAUGCAGCCGGCCAAGCCAGCCUUCCUGGAAUACUUUGAGCAGAAAGAUAAGGAGGCAAACAAUCACAACGACCAAGGAGGCAAAGGACAGAACAACGCAGACAACCGCAAACUGCCCUCUGAGGGAGAUCUGGAAGUGGUGAACUCGUGGUCGGUGGAGGAGCUGCGGGUGAAGCUCGCCUCUCUGGACCCUCAGAUGGAGCAGGAGAUCGAAGAGAUCCGUCAGCGCUACCAGGCGAAGCGGCAGCCCAUCAUCGACGCCAUCGACGCCAAGAAGCGGCUGCAGCAGAACUUCUGAGGGCGGUCAACGGAGGUUCCUGCAGCACGGCAGCGACGGGAUGUUUGAGCUCAUGCGGUUUGGAGGAGCGCCUCACAGAAUGUCCUGGAGUUUCCUGACCAGCAGACGAUGCAGUUGAAAUGUUUGGAAAGCUGUCGCGAGCGUGAGACCGUUCUCAUUUUGGAUUUGAACUGCUUAGUUUGUGGAGCUUUGAGACGAGAAGAAAACCCAAAGAGCCAGAGACAGAUUUAUUCUUUUACUUGAUGUCCAUGGUGAGAUGAUCGGCGCUCGAUAGAUGCUCAUUUACGUUUCUGGUUCUAAUAAUUUAAGACUUGACAGUUGAGAGAGUUUAGUUUUUAAUAUCUGAUCUGCACGUUCCUCACCGCUUGUUUUAAGCUCGUCGCAGUCGCAUCUCUGUCGGAGCAAAAAGAAACGUGACCGUCUUUGUUUGUUCGUUCGUUUUUCAGUCGUCUGGUACAAUAUGGUCCUACCUGCUGAUGCUUUGGUACUUGUCUUUUCUGGCUGCUGCUAAAUGUUUCAGCGUUUCCCCCCCAGACUGUGAAAUUCAACGAAAGGCUAAAAACUGUAAAAAAAAAAAAACAAAACAGGAUGCAGAUUACAGAUCUGUAACGUGAUGUGAUGGUUGAGUCCCAGCGCUGAAGGCGCAGCUGUUUAUCACUCAUAAAGGUGUUAGCGUAGAUGGGGAAGCCCUUUUUAAAAACAUCUCUAGACUAACUAGACCAGACUUGGUCAAAUGUUUCCAGUGAAGAAGCAACCGCGGGCAACACUGACAGCAGAAAUACGUCAGGUCAGUUUAUUUUAGAGUUUACCUCAACACUCAGACAAGGGGAUGUUUGAUUUUCCAGGGCAGCUUGUAGGGGUUACCACUCAAUACUGAGUUUAAGUGAGUCUGAACUCCCGUCAGAACUAAUUACAUUAUUAAAACAGCCCCAAUCCGAUCAAUAGAUUGUUGUUUAAGUAGAUGUUUUUUUUCUCUGAAUUGCAUUUGUUUCAGCCGCUGGCUGAACGGAGGUUCCCACCCGGUGGGUGUUCAGAGAAAUCUGGGGCGGUGAUGACAUGAUCUGUAAUUAAGAAACACACAAACUGCUUUGAUUACCCCCCAACAUUUAAUUUAGAAGAGUCAGUAUUUAGAAAGUUUAUAGCAGAAGCUAAAGGGCAUUUUUAGUCUAUUUUUCAACAGUUUUUUUCCUUUGUGUUCUUUUGAAUUUUCUGAUUAACAUUUGCAUCAUUGUUGUUGUUUGUUGUUGUUAUGAAAGCCUUUUGAACAUCUUAUCGUACUACUUACACAUGCUGGGGAGAGGUGGAGGUAAAGUAAACGUUGGUGGGGUCUUCCCACCUCCUCGGAUGUCCUUAGUUACUUUUGGAGAUCUUGAUCUCUGACCUGAAGGUCGCAGGGGAACAAGUUUUGGAGCUGAUGGCCUUAAAACGCAGAUGUGGAUUUGGAUGCCUCAUAUUCAUGGAGUUUGUUUGGAAUGACGACCUCCUGAUUGUUGAAUUCACCAAAAUGUUUGUAAUUGAUUUAAAUAACUUUUGCCUUUUGUUCAACCACUAGUGCCCUUCAAUGUGUUUUAAUUUGAAUGUAAGGGUUGCAGUUUAUUGCUUGGAUGUAUUUUUAUUACCCAGCACAGCAAACUCCACUAGUACAUUCAGACUGAACAGUCUGAGGGUUACGGGGGGGGCUGCAGACGGGGAUGCAGAGGGGAUGUAAACCGGCUGGUAAACCGGCCAGCGUUGCGUCGUAAUUCCUCCACCGCAUGUGUUGUCCACAGGCGGCUUCGUCAUCUUUCUGCUCCAGGUCGUCGAUUAGAACGGUACUUUUUACCGAUGUUUACAAGAUCUUUCCAGCGAUGCCCGGCAUCAUCUGGACCAACCCCAGAAAUGUUACAUCCACCUGGACCGAGAACAGGAAGAUGCCCUCAAGUUAGAAAAGCACCUCGUAUAAGCAAAACAAAAAAUAAAAAAAGCUUUUAUUAAAGCAGCUAAAGGAACUACAAUCAGCUGCAGUUCCUGCACAAAGAAGGAGGGGGUCUAACGGGAACCAUGAAAAGGUCCAAAGGCACCUUGUGAGCUCUGUCUCUUGAAACGGGAGAAAAAUUAGCUCGGCUCCAAUCCAACUUUACUUCUAACGUCCCCCCCGAGCAGCUUGUACACUUUUCCUUCAUCCAGCACAAAACAAAUAAGAUGAUAGGAGUUUAAAAAGAAACCAGCUUCUCAGGACACGAAACUCCUCAGGGGUGUAAAAUAGUUACAGCAGUGAAGAGAAACUACUAGAGAUAGUCGCGUCUGUAUAUAUGAGCAACACCCGGCUGCUGGUGUGUGUUCGUGCACGAGCGUCCAGUUGAUUACUGACUGAAACUAUUGAGCUGUUUAUUAAUAAGUCAGAAUGGAGGAAGAAGAUAGCUUCUACCUGUUUUUAUGUAACGUAAUGAGCACAAAUCUUUGUUACAGCAGAGCUAAAGGGAUUAUCUUCCUCUAACAUGCGUAGUCUUCAUGCACUGCCUUUCUGUGUGCAGGUUUUUUUUUUUUUGUGAUCAAACCGUAAAAACUGAUUACUUUGCUUAAGUGAUGCUGCACAAAAAAAAGGGACCAAUAUUAAAAGUAAUGUAGCCUUAUUGUUAUUUAAAAAAAAGAUGCAUGAUUGGUGCUGCCAGUCGUUACUCUGCUGUUUUUGGAUUAAACGUGCAUCAAAUGAAGUCGAGACCACUGGAGAUCGGAGCCGGAACUUUCUGACGUCAAACCACGUAAAGCACGAUGAGCCACUCUUUCGUAAACGUUUGGUUAUUAAAUGUCUUCCAUGGUUUUAGAUCCACUCAUGACUGUUUUAUACAUAACUCAAACCACUCUGUGCUGCAGUACCAGCUCUGGCCACACGGGGGCAGUUGGAUCUGCUGUGCUGACGAGUCACUGUUAUUAUUGUUAAUGAGUGAAGACUCAACUCUGCCCCCUAAUGGUCAGACGUGGAAAUGCUACAGAUUUACUUAAAAUAGCAGGCUACUUAGAUUUUGUACUAAAAUAUUCUUAAGUAAAAAUGUAAUGACAGUUUAAUUCUUCUGUGAUUAUUCACGGUGCGUGAAGCAGAUGUUGAAUUGGGAUUAAUCACUAUUUAAAUAAUUACCUCAGUGGUAAAUUCGACCGCUGUUCUUCAUUGGGUGUUUGUUUUUGUUUUUUCAGUCUUUCAUCUUUGUUUUCUGGGUUGUUUUUUUUUAAACUUCACCGCUGUAUCUGAGCUUGUCUUAGAAGUUGGUAAGCACGGUAAACGGACAGUUAUCGGUGUUCGUAUAGGAAACUGUGAUACUUGCAAAGGUGAACAAAUAAACUAUGAUAAUGGAGGAGGAAAGUAAUUCACAGGAAGCGUCGGGUGAACAAGGAACCGCAGCACGUUUUCACUCAACUCAGCUGUUGCUUCAUGUGUCGGCCUCUUCUAUGUGCGAAAUCUUCCUGUGAGCAUGUGCAGAUCUGCCUUACACACGAGUCAAGCGUGCCUGCAUUUGUUUACGUGUUUGCUUUGUGUAUUUCAUUUGUUUUGUUUCCUCAAUAAAGAAUAUAGGAAUCCUGCA
Cololabis saira (Pacific saury) is the source of this 5368-nucleotide messenger RNA. RefSeq names its product serine/threonine-protein kinase 4-like. NCBI's taxonomy places the organism in Eukaryota, Metazoa, Chordata, Actinopteri, Beloniformes, Belonidae. The coding region runs from base 318 to 1811 and encodes 497 amino acids. Gene Ontology annotation, cellular component: cytoplasm. Gene Ontology annotation, molecular function: ATP binding; protein serine/threonine kinase activity. The transcript is spliced from 11 exons. The record is from RefSeq and is a predicted model, not a curated record. Gene Ontology annotation, biological process: regulation of MAPK cascade; protein phosphorylation; intracellular signal transduction.